GCCGAAUUGACACAGAGAGCGCUCCGAUGCUUUGCCCUGUCAGAUCUGCAAGCUUGCGACAUGCAAGACGGCACACUCGACUGGACCGGCGCAGUUUUGCAAGUCACGUCGCGGUUCCCGGACAGAGCUACAUCGAGAAAGUGGUGCAAAGGCACGUCGUUGAUUGGCCAGAGGGUCGCCAAGUCAGGGCAGGCGACUUCGUCAUGCUCAGACCUCAACACGUCAUGACGCAUGACAACACCGGUCCGGUGAUAUCAAAGUUCAAGUCGAUUGGCGCCAAGGCUAUCUCGAAUCCCCGUCAGCCUGUGUUCACUCUUGACCACGACGUACAGAACAAGUCCGCAAAGAAUCUAGAAAAGUAUGCAAAGAUAGAAGCGUUUGCCAUGGAACGAGACAUCGAUUUCUACCCUGCCGGGCGAGGAAUUGGACAUCAAGUCAUGAUAGAGGAAGGCUACGCGUUUCCUCACACCCUUUGCGUCGCCUCAGACUCUCACAGCAAUAUGUAUGGUGGUGUAGGCUGUGUCGGCACGCCCAUCGUCCGCACAGAUGCAGCAGCGAUAUGGGCGACUCAGCGGACAUGGUGGCAAGUCCCGACGGUCGUUCAGGUCGAGUUGACAGGCAGACUUGCGCCUGGCGUGACGGGCAAAGAUGUUAUCGUCGCGCUAUGUGGCAAUUUCAACCGCGAUGAGGUACUCAAUUGCGCCAUCGAGUUCGUCGGUGCCGGUGUAUCUACGCUCUCGGUGGACGAGAGACUCGCCAUAGCCAAUAUGACCACAGAAUGGGGCGCACUAGCGGGCGUCUUCCCAGUCGAUUCGACUCUGCUCGACUGGUACCAUGAUCGGAUACGCAAGCUCGACUUUCAUAAAUUCCGUUCAGAGUUCACGACACAUCCUCGCUUGUCCACGCAAAGAUUGCAAGAUAUCGAGACCAAUCCCUUGAGAGCUGAUCCCGAUGCGCACUAUGCGAAACGACUCACACUCGACCUGAGCUCUCUCGUGUCUCACGUGUCUGGGCCGAACUCGGUAAAGAUCUCUACGCCUUUGCCGGAGCUCGAAGCGAGAGAUAUCAAGAUCCACAAGGCGUAUCUAGUGUCUUGCACAAAUUCUCGGGCGUCGGACCUGGCAGCCGCAGCUCGUGUACUACGAGGACAGAGGGUCGCAUCUGGCGUCGAGUUUUAUGUCGCUGCAGCGAGCAGCGUCGUUCAACGAGAAGCAGAGGAAUCGGGAGAUUGGGGUGCAAUCGUCGAUGCAGGCGCUCGUGUCUUGCCUGCAGGUUGCGGUCCCUGCAUCGGUCUCGGCACCGGCUUGCUCGAAGAUGGCCAGGUGGGCAUCUCUGCGACCAAUCGUAAUUACAAAGGCAGGAUGGGAAGCCCGAAUGCACAAGCAUACCUCGCCAGUCCAGAAGUCGUUGCUGCGAGUGCGAUAGCUGGCAAGAUCUGUGCGCCUAAGGAUCAUAUCGAACCGAGACAGUCUCAAUCUCCUACCAUCACACUGUCUCGUGCCGUUUCGAGCGAAGAUGCAGCAGAUGCCUCUGUGUCGUCUAGCACGACCGACGCAGUUUUGCCCUUGUUCCCAGAAAUCUUUUCUGGUCCAUUGCUGUUCGCUCCUCAGGACAAUCUCAACACAGAUGCGCUCUACCCUGGCAAGUAUACGUAUCAAGACGACAUCACGCCAGAUCGACAGGCAGAGGUUCUCAUGGAGAACUACGAUCCCAGCUUUGCAUCACUCGUUGCAUCGAUCCGAUCACAGGGCUCGGCUAAGCCCGCCGGCCCCGCACACACGACACGAGAUGGCAAGGGAGUCCUCUUUGCGUCUGGCUACAACUUCGGCACAGGCUCUUCUCGCGAGCAAGCUGCUACUGCUCUGCGCAAUGCAGGCAUUCCACUCGUCAUCGCAGGCUCCUUCGGUGAUAUCUUCAAACGAAACGCGAUCAACAACGCACUCAUCUGCUUGGAGUGCCCCGAUCUCGUCGAUGAUCUCACUACGCUCUUCGGCAAAGACGGCAAGCGAGGGUCGGGUACUGCCGACGGACACUUGACCGCUCAGACGGGCUGGCAAAUCAGUGUUGGCAGCGCAGAUGUCCGAUUGGCAAGAGCGUACAGGAAGUCUCUGUCGCUGGCGGACUGGAGCAGUGGGUCAAAGCUAGGAUCUAGGCAGGUUUAUCCUUGCCAAAAACGCGAAGACAAAGUCGCACAGGUCGGCAAAGUGUACACAUCAGCGCGACGACAGUGCGUUCAAGCUCCUGCAAAGUCUGCGGCUGCGCCUAGCGCGCGGGUCACUGCAAUUCAUCGCGGUGGCAAACGUCACAGCGAUUCAUGGGAGCAGGCAAGUCCUCGGGUUUGA
Molecule: messenger RNA, 2342 nt
Organism: Mixia osmundae IAM 14324
Lineage: Eukaryota; Fungi; Basidiomycota; Mixiomycetes; Mixiales; Mixiaceae
Exons: 4
Coding region: 27-2342 (771 amino acids)
Biological process (GO): L-lysine biosynthetic process
Molecular function (GO): homoaconitate hydratase activity; 4 iron, 4 sulfur cluster binding
Source: RefSeq, a predicted model, not a curated record